Zygosaccharomyces rouxii is the source of this 2274-nucleotide messenger RNA. It is a transcript of the gene SEC23, whose product is annotated as GTPase-activating protein SEC23. Gene Ontology annotation, biological process: endoplasmic reticulum to Golgi vesicle-mediated transport; COPII-coated vesicle cargo loading; COPII-coated vesicle budding. NCBI's taxonomy places the organism in Eukaryota, Fungi, Ascomycota, Saccharomycetes, Saccharomycetales, Saccharomycetaceae. The record is from RefSeq and is a predicted model, not a curated record. Gene Ontology annotation, molecular function: GTPase activator activity; zinc ion binding. The coding region runs from base 1 to 2274 and encodes 757 amino acids. Gene Ontology annotation, cellular component: endoplasmic reticulum exit site; COPII vesicle coat. The transcript has a single exon.
AUGGAUUUCGAGACAAACGAAGAUAUCAAUGGGAUCCGUUUCUCUUGGAACGUAUUCCCUUCGACGCGCACUGAUGCCAAUAAGAAUGUCGUUCCAGUGGGAUGUCUUUAUACACCUUUGAAAGAGUGUGAAGGUUUGAGUGUGGCCCCUUAUAACCCUGUGAUAUGUGCUGGACCCCAAUGUAAAUCGAUUUUAAAUCCAUACUGUGCAAUUGAUCCACGCAACAAUUCGUGGACUUGUCCUAUCUGUAAUUCGAGAAAUCAUUUACCAGCUCAAUAUGCUAAUAUGACUCAAGAAAAUAUGCCAGCUGAAUUACAAAACACUACAGUGGAGUAUAUCACCAAUAGACCAGUUCAAAUUCCACCAAUUUUUUUCUUCGUGGUUGAUAUUACAGCUGAAAAGGAAAACUUGGACGCAUUGAAAGAAUCUAUUAUUACUUCCUUAUCCCUUUUACCACCAAAUGCCUUCGUUGGUUUGAUCACUUACGGUAAUGUGGUUCAAUUACAUGAUUUAUCUUCUCAAACCAUUGACAGAUGUAACGUCUUUAGGGGUGACAGAGAAUACCAAUACGAUCAAUUGGUUGAAAUGUUGACUGGUCAAAGACCAACCAAUACUAUGGGUGCCUUACCAAACACAAAGAUUACUCCAUUUUCUUUGAACAGGUUUUUCUUACCAUUGGAACAAGUUGAGUUCAAAUUGACUCAAUUGUUGGAAAAUUUGAACCCAGAUCAAUGGACUGUGCCCGCAGGUCGUAGACCAUUAAGAGCUACAGGUUCUGCAUUGAGCAUUGCUUCCCUUUUGUUACAAGGAUCCUACAAAAAUGUUGCUGCAAGAAUUAUUUUAUUCGCAUCUGGUCCAUGUACUGUCAACCCAGGUUUGAUUGUCUCUAACGAAUUGAAGGAUCCAUUGAGAUCUCACCACGAUAUCGACUCGGACCGUGCUCAACAUUACAAGAAAGCUUGUAAAUUCUACAACCAAUUAGCUGAAAGAGUAGCUGAAAAUGGACAUACCGUCGAUGUUUUUGCAGGCUGUUACGAUCAAAUUGGUAUGUCUGAAAUGAAGAGACUAACAGAUUCCACUGGUGGUGUCUUGCUUUUGACAGAUGCAUUCUCCACUGCCAUUUUCAAGCAGUCCUACUUGAGGUUGUUUGCCAAGGAUGAAGAAGGCUACUUGAAGAUGGCCUUCAGCGGUAACAUGACCGUUAAGACAAGCAAGGAUUUAAAACUACAGGGUUUGAUCGGUCAUGCUUCUCCUGUUAAGAAGUCUGAUUUGUCUAACGUGAGUGACUCUGAAAUUGGUAUUGGUGGAACUUCUGCCUGGAAGAUGUCUUCUUUAUCUUCAGGUCACACCUAUUCGAUCUUUUUCGAAAUUGCUAAUACGGCAGCGGCAGCACCAGUUGUCUCCGAUAGACUACGCCUAGCAUACACUCAAUUCAUUACUCAUUAUCAACAUUCUUCGGGUACUAAUCGUGUUAGAGUUACUACUGUUGCUAACCAAUUGUUACCAUUUGGUGCACCUGCAAUUGCUGCCUCUUUCGAUCAAGAAGCUGCUGCUGUUCUAAUGGCAAGAAUUGCUGUUUUUAAGGCUGAAUCUGAUGAUGGUGCAGAUGUGAUUAGAUGGAUUGAUAGAACUUUGAUUAAGCUGUGUCAAAAAUAUGCUGAUUACAACAAAGAUGAUCCAUCAUCUUUCAGGUUGGCCCCUAACUUUUCCUUAUAUCCUCAAUUCACUUAUUACUUGAGAAGAUCUCAAUUCCUAAGCGUUUUCAAUAACUCUCCCGAUGAGACGGCUUUUUACAGACACAUUUUCACUAGAGAAGAUACAACGAAUUCUUUGAUCAUGAUUCAACCAACUUUGACUUCAUUUUCAAUGGAAGAAGAUCCACAACCAGUGUUAUUGGACUCCGUGUCUGUGAAACCAAACACCAUCUUAUUGUUGGACACUUUCUUCUUCAUCUUAAUAUACCACGGUGAACAAAUUGCUCAAUGGAGGAAAGCAGGUUAUCAAGACGAUCCACAAUACGUCGAUUUCAAAUCAUUGCUGGAGGAACCUAAACUGGAAGCCGCUGAAUUGUUAGUGGAUAGAUUCCCCCUACCUAGGUUUAUCGAUACUGAAGCCGGUGGAUCUCAAGCAAGAUUUUUGCUGUCCAAAUUGAAUCCAUCAGAUAGCUACCAAGAUGCUGCGCACGGUGGCUCUACAAUUGUGUUGACCGAUGACGUUUCUUUGCAAAACUUUAUGACCCAUCUACAACAGGUCUCUGUAAGUGGCCAGACUUGA